Messenger RNA from Sus scrofa (pig), 1281 nucleotides. Lineage: Eukaryota; Metazoa; Chordata; Mammalia; Artiodactyla; Suidae. The record is from RefSeq and is a predicted model, not a curated record.
AUGGCAGACAAGAAGUGGCUAUUAUCGCCUGGGCCUCUGGAACCGAUGCCCCUGGGCAUGAACUGUAAGCCCUGGUACAAAGACAAGUUACCUUCCAAGUGUUUCGCAAAGCACAAGAAGGAGCUCCUGAAGUUUCCCACCUCCCUUGACAGCCGGCAGUGGAUAUUUGUGAAAGAGGGGCUAGACGACUUCCGGAAGGGAUGUCCACCUUGUGACGAUAUGAUAACUCGCGGUCCUAAGGAGGGUUUUCUUCCCGUGAUUGCCCACAGAGCUCCCUGGCAUGCCCCAAAAAAGAGUCAGAAAGAGGUGCCCAAGGGAGCAGAACUGACUUCCACGCUCUCGCCAGCCCAGCUCGCAAGGAAGGCAUUCGUGGAAGACAUCGAAGCCCAUCUGACCAAGCAUCGCUUGGCUCUCUACCCGAAUCUGGAGGCAGAUCUACCCGCAGACCUCUUAUUAAAGGUGCUGGAAGUGCUUGAUCCUGACAGGAAGCUGGAGGACACCUGGGUUUAUUGUCAGUGCCCCAGGAAAAGAACCAGGUCCCCUACAAAACUUCGUAAAAAAACUCCUGCCAAGGUGCACCUGGAACCUCUCAAGGAAACUCCUGGGUCACAUCCAACCACUUUGCUUCAUGAAGUCAGGAAGUCCAGCAGAAAGGAUUCACUCACCGAUCCUCCUAUUCAUAAAAAACCCCCAAGAGGAAUUACUGAAUUCUGCAAAUGGGUCGCUACUUUUGGAGACUUGGGCAUUGAUGAAGAGUUCAUCAUGAAAAUGUGUGAGGUUAGCUGUGAGUGUCCAGCAACCUAUGAUAAACCGAGUAUAAAGAAAGUAACCCAGGUUUCUUCAGAGGUAAAGUACAACAUUGGGCUAGAUGAAAAGUCAGAGAUAAAAUUCUCCGAGGAGGAACGAAACUGGGAGAGGAAACUCAAGAAACCAAAGAAUCCUUAUAAACCCGACUGGGUGAAGAUGAGGUAUGGCGCAUGGUACCUGAAGCCCAAGUUGUGGAAAAAGCUAAUAAAUGAUGAACCUUUGAUAGAUCCCAAGGUCUUACUUGAAGGCCCAACAGAGGGUUUUGGAAGGAAGAUUCCUGAAUAUGACAUUCUUGAAGAUCUUUAUGGAACAAUUGCAUUUAAAGAUUUCAUUCUAAGCAAGGGCUACAGGAUGCCAGACAUCCUUGAGAGACUGUUUACCAGGAAGGGAUGGAAAUAUGAUUCUGUUAAGACUCCUAUAUACAAAGUAAUACGAAUCAACUUGAAUGCAAAAGAUUCACAGGAGGAGGUUUAG